Brassica napus (rape) is the source of this 1308-nucleotide messenger RNA. RefSeq lists its product as uncharacterized. Lineage: Eukaryota; Viridiplantae; Streptophyta; Magnoliopsida; Brassicales; Brassicaceae. The coding region runs from base 1 to 1308 and encodes 435 amino acids. The record is from RefSeq and is a predicted model, not a curated record. The transcript is spliced from 4 exons.
AUGGCUGAGGAAGAGGUUAGACCAGCUGGUGUUAAGGCUGCUAAAGCAGCCAAACGCAAGAGGCACGGGAAAGAAGCUGCAUUCGAUCAAAUAAAGACCAUCCUGGCUGAGAGAAAAAAGAUCUCCCAGCACAAAAUCCUACAACUUGUUGCUUUGUCAGGAGUUGCAAGAUCACGGGUUGGUGUCUGUUGCUGUCUCACGGGAACAAUGUCAAGCAACUCAGAUGAUGAAGUAUAUGAAGUAUUUGAAGAAAUGGUCGACCAACAAAUUGAUGAUUACAUCGAGUCUGCUCUGACCAAACAGCCGAAGACACGAGUAUAUAUCGAAAGAGAUCGGGAAGUAGGACACAUUCAACUUUGGCAGGACUAUUUCAGUGAAAAUCCUACAUACACACACGACUUGUUUAGGCGACGUUUUCGAAUGAACAAGUCAUUGUUCCUUCGCAUUGUCGAACGUCUAGGUAAUGAAGUUCCAUACUUUCAACAACGGAGAAAUGGUCAUGGAAGGAACGGCCUAUCUACACUUCAAAAAUGCACUUCAGCUAUGAGAAUGUUGGCUUACGGUCGUGCCGGAGAUGCGAAUGACGAGUAUCUCCGACUUGGGGCAAGUACUGCAAUUUUAUGUUUGGAGAAUUUCGCGGAAGCGAUAAUAAAAGUGUUUGGAGAUGAGUAUCAAAGAAAACCAACACCUGAAGAUCUUCAAAGACUACUUGAUUCUGGAGAGGCACAGGGGUUUCCGGGAAUGAUAGGCAGCAUCGAUUGUAUGCAUUGGGAGUGGAAAAACUGCCCAACGGCUUGGAAAGGUCGAGCUCCUAAAGUGAAGUUCAAGGUGAACAAUCACACUUAUCGUAUGCCCUACUAUCUUACCGACGGGAUUUAUCCUAAUUGGGCAACAUUUAUCCAAUCCAUCCCGCUUCCUCAAGGUCCUAAAGCAGUGGCUUUUGCAAAACAUCAAGAAUCGACCAGAAAAGAUGUGGAACGGGCAUUUGGAGUCUUGCAAUCGAGGUUUGCAAUUGUUAAAAACCCUGCUCUUAAAUGGGACAAAGAAAAGAUAGGAAAGGUAAUGAGAGCCUGUGUCAUAUUGCACAAUAUGAUAGUAGAGGAUGAAAGACAAGGAUACAUUCUAGCUAAUACAUCUGAGUUCGAGUCAGGAGAAUCUAGCCGAAGUUCGAAGGUGACAAGGAGAGAAAGUGUGAAUGUUGAUAUGCUUAACAUUCGCAAUCAGCUUCGGGAUUCACAAAUUCAUGAGCGUCUCAAAGCUGAUUUAGUUGAAAAUGUAUGGACAAAAUUUGAUGAUCGUAGUGACUAA